AUGGCGACCUCCAUGACUGAUUUUCUACUACCAUUAGACCUUAAUACAAUGAAAUUAUUAUUUACAAACGAAGGCGGAAACGUUAAAGCUGAUAUGGCCAUUACGGCGCGAACCGUUACAUGUAUAGUGAAACAUCGCGUCGUUUUAAUAUAUUUUAUAUUCUUAAUUGGUCCUAGCAUUCAACAAAUUUGGAAUCCUGUAGUAUUUAAUCAUAUCGUUCGACAAACACAAAAGGAACGAGAAUAUAAUUUUCCAAUACGUUAUCCAUAUCGUGAGGAUAGCUCAAGAAAACAAAGAAUAUUUCCAAAACAAAUGCCAUUUCCUUGUACAAAUUUUAUUGAAAAUGGAUGGGCACGUUCACCGCGACGACCCACAAGUGUCCACCAAUUACGACCUGGUGAUAUUGAUGUAAUUGGUGCAAUGGGUGAUUCUUUGGUGGCUGGUAACGGCGCUUUAGAAGAAUGGGCUUUGGGUACGAUAAUUGAAUAUCGUGGUGUUUCAUGGGUUGCAGGAGGUGAAAAUACAUGGAGAAAGUUCCUAACAUUACCAAAUAUUUUAAAAGAAUUUAAUAAAAAUUUAACGGGAUAUUCAACCGGAACUGGUGAAUUUUUACAUUCAAAUUCACGCUUAAAUGUUGCAUUUCCGGUGGCGGCUGAUGCAGAUGCAUUAAAACAAGCAAAAAUAUUAGUGAAUAAAAUCCGUAAAGAUCCAACAAUUGAUUUUCAUAAUGAUUGGAAAAUGAUUACUAUAUUUUUUGGUGCAAAUGAUUUAUGUUCGGCACAAUGUUUUAAUCCUGAAGGAGCGACACCUAAUCAACAUGCUAGAAAAUUAAUGGUAGCUUUAGAUUAUUUACAAGCGCAAUUACCGCGUACUUUUGUUAAUUUAAUUCCAGUUUUAGAUGUAUCAGUCAGCGUUCGUGUUAAACGUAGUCCAAUGUGCCGAUUUUUACACACAUUAUUUUGUUCAUGUUUUCAUCAGCUUGGUAACGUCGAUGAAAUGUCUGUGAUAACAACAUUAACUCGUGAAUAUCAAAGAGCAGAAGAAUUAUUGAUCGGCAGUGGUCGUUAUGACAAAAAAGAUGAUUUUACGGUUGUAAUACAGCCAUUCAUAAAAUCAUUUAAUGCACCAUUAGAUCCACAGCGACAAUACGAUCAAGUGAUUGACAAUUCAUUUAUAACAUAUGACUGUUUUCAUUUUUCACAAAAAGGUCAUGCUUUAGGUGCAAAUUUAUUAUGGAAUAAUAUCUUAGAACCUGUUGGCAACAAAACUACACAAAUGCGUGGUUAUAUGGAACAAUUUUUAUGUCCAACAAAAGAAACGCCAUAUUUAUUUACAAAAAAGAAUUCUAUACGAUAUUAUCAAACUGGACGCCAAAUUUAA
Messenger RNA from Chrysoperla carnea, 1380 nucleotides. RefSeq names its product phospholipase B1, membrane-associated-like. Gene Ontology annotation, biological process: phospholipid metabolic process. NCBI's taxonomy places the organism in Eukaryota, Metazoa, Arthropoda, Insecta, Neuroptera, Chrysopidae. Bases 1 to 1380 code for a protein of 459 amino acids. The transcript has 7 exons. The record is from RefSeq and is a predicted model, not a curated record. Gene Ontology annotation, molecular function: glycerophospholipase activity.